Messenger RNA from Nerophis lumbriciformis (worm pipefish), 11683 nucleotides. The record is from RefSeq and is a predicted model, not a curated record. Lineage: Eukaryota; Metazoa; Chordata; Actinopteri; Syngnathiformes; Syngnathidae.
GUCCGGCUGCAUCCCGACUUUGAGGCAGCUCUCAUGGAGAUAUUGUCGGAGCUCACACCGCCACACUCCAUUUGAACAUUUAUACUCUUUUUUUUUUUUUUUUUGUUCUUUAAUUUUUUAUUUUUUUUAAAUGGGCGUCGCACUCUUUUUUUCACCUCCACUCGCGGCGUUUUCUGCCCUUUUUAAUUCAUUCCCGUGCAAGGAUUUAACAAAAAAGAUGAUCCAGAUCGACAAUCCCGGCUGCACGGGCCUGCGUACGACUGAUUGCAACACAUAGAUCCCGAAAAGGAUUAUUAUUCAUAUAUGGACUGCAUUUGAUUUUUUUUUUUUUUUUUUUUUUUGACCCCCCGCUUCCGACCCCGGAUUUGGGAUUACUCUUGGGAAUGGAAGGACGGGAAUUCGCAGCUCCGGCCCAUCUCCUCUCAGAGCGAGGCGCCCUGGUGCACAGGGCCACCUCUCGGAUCGCCCCCUCCGGCCACGGCUCCGUGCAGCACACCGGCCACUUCCCACCGGGGAAAUACUACCCCUCACACAUACCAAUGGCUCCACACUCAGGAAGUGGAUUGAUGGGAAACUCCUCCGCCUCCUUCAUGGGGACCUUCCUGGCCAGUAGUCUGGGCUCACCGCCGUCGCACCCGUCGCACCAUUCCCGGCCGCCCUCCUCGCCUUCCUCGCCCUCCUUCCGAGGUGGACCCCAUUCCGGCGCCUCGCAAAUAUGGUUCUCCCAUUCCCAUGAAGCCGCAGCAGGGUAUCCUCGAUUCUCAGGGAGUCUGGCCCACACUUUUCUUCCCAUGAGCCACUUGGAUCCCCAUGCCAACAGCGGUGUUCUCUACGGCCAACACCGUUUCUAUGACACCCAAAAAGAGAACUUCUACAUUCGAGGUCUACCAUCACAGCCACCUCUCAUCUCGACCAAUCACAGUCUGCCGCCAAUGUCCAGGGCAGGUUCAGGACUCUCCCAGGGGCCUUGCAGCAGAGAAAGGGAUGCCGGUGGUGGAACAAGUCUCCAUAAGAGCCUUAAAGAAGGAACUGUGGAGAGGGGAGUGGGCCCUGUCAAAGAAAAGGAAAGGUCUAGUAGCAAACAUGAGGCAAAGGAAAGACAGCAACAGCAACAGCAGCAGCAACAGCACCACCACAACCACCAGUCUGCUCUGCCCACACAUCAACACCACCACCACCACCACUCCCACCCACAUCAGCAGCACUCGCACUAUCCACAGCACCCAUUGCCCCUGGAGGAGGUAAACAGUCGGGCCCUGGAGAGACACAAGGCAUCACUCCCAAUGGAAUACAGUAAGGAUCCCCAAAUGAUGGGCAAGUCUUUAAGUGCUUGCUUGCACAAUAGCAAGAUGCAAAAUGGAGAGACAGGAAACGUGGCGGUGCCUAAGACAUCCAUGUCCAGCUAUGGAGGGGAGGGCACACCCUUGGGAACUAUUGGAGGUGCGGGCAGCAACCAUGGCAGACAUAUGGGUUCCAACGGCAAUAGCCGCUGCACCAAAGAGGGGGUAAGUGGGGAGAUGCGGAUCAGUGAACAACCCUCAGAUUGUCUCGAAAGGGGUCAGGGACCACUCCACCACUCUCUAACCUACUCUGUAGCCCCGCCCUUACAGUUGGCUUCUACUGGGGGGGCACAACCCCAUCCACACCCGCACACUCACCCCCAUGCACAUGCUCACCCAGGAGGCUUUCACUGUCUACAGCUUCACCCAAGCCACCCGCACCAUCCACAUCCUUCCCACCACGCUCACCAUCACCCGGACUUCUUCUGUUCACCCCAUCCUGCCCCUCUUGGUAAUCCUGCCUCACACGACAGGGGGCCGGCAAAUGCAGGGCGUGAAACUAAAGUUACAGGGCCUACAUUUGUGCCAUCUGUGGCAGACACAGGGGACAAACACGGAGGGCCAUUCCAGCUUGGUAACCCUGACUUCCAGGUUGUAGGCAGUGGAGGUGGCAAUGUCAAGGACAAAGUUAUGGACAAGAAUGGUGGAGGAGGGGGACACCAUGGUAGUUGGCAUAGAAAACAACAACAACAGCAGCAACAACAGCAACAGCAUCAAUACAGAAAAACAGAGAAGGCUCCAGACUGGAUGCAGUCCCACCAACAACAUCUCCAAGCCUCCCAGCUUACUCCACUGAUCCAACAACAACAGCAGCAGCCUCCACAACCGCAGAAGCAACACCAGGUUGUACGGUCACGCAGUGCUGAGUGUGUAAACAGUACAGUGGACAUGGACAUGUUCAGAUCCUCGUUGCCCCCAACACCCAAGACUGGACACUCUCUCCCUCAUUCGGUCAACACUUCUCCUUACAGAGACUGUUCCCAUCCAGGACCACAACCUAACUCCUCCCCGCUUGGAAACAAAAAUAUGAGCCAGCACAGUGGUCCUGGCGGCAGCUGCUCCUUGCAAAGAGAUGGCCAAAAGGUAGCAAGGAUUCGCCACCAGCAGCAUGGGCGACCUGGCCCAGAUGCUCCUCCUGCGGGGGAGAUAAAUCAAGGGACGGUGCAGGAUAUGAAAAGAAAAAUGGACAUGGUUUACGGUUACAACAACAGUGGGCAGCAGCAGCACCAACAGUCGCCCGUGCCACAAUGGGCCAUGAGGCCUCCCCACCACAUGCCACAAACUGAGGAGGAACCAAUAAAGUCCUACAUGGAGUUAGGAAGCACUAAUAUGCAACAUUCCCAACAGCAGAGAAUGAAUCAGUCGACUCAGCAUGCACCUCCAGUCAGUCAGCAGCAGCAACAACCUGAGCCUCAAGGCCCAACUCGGGGGGAGAGCAGUGCCAUGAAAAGCUUACUUAAGUACAGCAAUCAGCAACAGCCACAACUCCUCUCUCAGAAAACCCCCUUUGGUGGCCUUGGGAACUUGAAAUCAGGUCCAGCUGGUGGAAGCUAUGCCCUGCAGAUUAACAAGCAGAAUCUACCUUCGAGGAAGGGUCCGGCCAAUGACAACGAGCGCCCUGAUUACAGCGGAAGGCAUCGGGAUAUUGGGGAUACAGGCCACGGGGAGAGUGAGGUGAGGCAACCGCCCGUUGGGAUUGCCGUGGCCGUGGCCAGACAAAGAGAACCACCGUGUCGUUCGUCAGAUGGUCAUCCCAACAGUCGACACAGCAGAGUGCAUCCCACUGUGAAAGGACCUCCACACACCGCCAUCUAUCCCUCAGAUACGACUACUGAGCAGGAGAGGAAAAUGAUGAGUGGGGAGCAAAUAGGUCUGACUUGUUUGGACAGAGAGAGGGAUGCAUACAUCAGAGAUAAUAAGGAGAGGGUAGAGUUUUCAAGGAUUCAUCCCUCGAACAGCUGUCAUGGGGACCUUGCUUCACAUCUCAUGGUCCCAGGCGGGACUUCCCUCCAAUCUGGCCAAUUAACAGACCCUGCUGCACAUUCUGCUCACCACCAUUGGAUGCCAAGGACUGGAAGCCCAUCCCUUUGGAUGACAGGACAUUCUUAUGCAGGUAUAGGUCAUACAGCCCUACACCAGAAUCUUCCUCCAGGUUUCUCAGCAGCAAUGCCAGGUCCUCUACAGCCAGUCCUGCCCUUGCCUCAGGAUCCUUCUGCCCAGUUGGUGGUCCUGCCCACUGAACCUCCAGCCCAUCCUGCAACCCAUCACCUUGAUGUGAUGGAACAGCCAGGUCUUUGGCCACCUGUGUACGGUGCCCGGGGUCCGGCCUCCCACAUGCAGCAUCCCACCAUGUACUCCCGAUCCCAGUUUCUACGACAACAGGAACUAUAUGCUCUCCAGCAGCAUCAGCAGCUUCAGCAUCAGCACCAAAGCCACCCGUCACAGCAACCACAACCACAACAUCAAGCCCAACAGCAGCAGCAUAAAGCUAUGCAUGGCAUGGACAUGCAACACCAUGCCACCCACAAUGCACAGCUGCAGAAGCGGGCAGAUGAAACUCCGGUUGAUCUGGGGGAACUCAUUCCAAAGUCAAGGACGUCAAAACCUGCCAAACCCUACUCUUACAACCCUCCUCAGAGAAACACCUCACCCCCUGGGGCCUGUACUGCUCACUUGUCUCCCUGUUGCCAGUCACCUACAAUGCGUCCACACCCCAAAAGCACUCCCUCUACACCUUGCCCCGUUGCCAGUCCGGCCGUUGCAGUCCCGCAUUCUCCCAACAUUAGUCCAGCUCCGACCCAGAUGCCCAAAGGGUCUGAAGCCCAGGAUAAGAGAGGCGAGGGUCAGCCCCAGCAGGAUUACACAGAAUCUUUGGAACCUGACUUGCCCCCUGGAUACACCUAUUCUGCAAUCACACUCGGUUACAGGAGUGGGCCUUCUCCCCAGGAUAUUAAGCUUGCAGAGCCAGCCGACCUGGAAGCCAUCCAAGCUGAGCCCUCCGAGCAUGCCCCCCAGGCCCUCUCCAGCCUAGGGGAGGGGCUGGACUGCCAAGCGGUGGUAAGGCCUCUCCCGGAGCCACUUGCGCCCAAGGAAGUGGAACAGGGAGACGAGGGGAGCACUGUGGAACGAGGCCUUGAUGAGAGGGAGGAGGCGGAGGGAGCAGUGGAGACAACAGCCAAAUAUGUAUCACAAGAGAAAGAGGUGAAGGAGCAGGGGACCGCAGAGGAAGAGGUGCUGGAUAGCCCGGUGUGUGAGACUGCUUCCUGUCCGGCUCCCCUUGCUACACAUGAGCCUGAAAGGCCCGAGGCUGUCAUCACUUUGGAAGAUGAGGAUGAUGAUGACCUUGUGGGCGAGGAGAGCCAAGUGGAACAAGUUACAAAGGUCACCCUGUCAGAAGAGCCGGAGCCGGCACUGGGCAUCCUGGGUGUGCUUACCCCUGCCACUCCUGAGGGACGUGAGGAGCAGUCCCCUGAAGUGGACAGCAAUGCGUCAUUGAAUUUGACGUCCAAUGCACCGGCGUCCGUCCCUAGUCUGAGCGAAGCUGUCGUCGCAGAAUCCCAGAAACCUCUUGUGCCGUGCUACUGGAGCCUUGAGCUGCUUAUCGCGGCAGCUUUCUGCACAGACGUACCCCCAUUUCCUUUGUUUCCCUUCAGCACCCCAACAGUAAGCCCGUCACCGCCCAACCCCUGUCAGGGGAUGGAGCUUCUGAGUGAGGUGGCUGACCUAGAGCUACAGCAGAAAAGGCACAACUGUGGGGAAAGCCAAGAAGAAGAGUCGCUGAUGUUUGACCUCCACAGCCUUGCAACGCUGGCCACGGCCCGAUCGCUGGAGACAAACUCACAGGAAGGCAGCGGUUUGUGCACGAGUCGACAAUUCCCAGCACGGAAGACCUUCAAUUUGCGUCGAAAAUGCAGUUGGACUCCUCGAAACGAACCGGUGUGCCAAGCGAAAGGCAGCAUGGAAACAAUGGACGCUCCAGAGCUGGAGAUGCGUGUGAAGCUGGCAGAGCUUCAGCGUCACUACAAGGAGAAGCAGAGGGAGCUGGCCAAGCUGCAGAGGAAACACGAUCACCAGAAAGAGGAGACGCCUCGAAGCCCGGCGAGAAGAGGCCCGGGACGACCGAGGAAGAGGAAGCCCACUACACUAACUACGAGCUCGGUAUCGUCCGAGGGACAGAGGAAAGUCAAGAUGAUCGUGGCCGGGCAUUCUCUGACGCCUGAGGAGUUAGGAGGGGGCGGAGACAACCAGAGAAGGAAGAAGAGGAUGUCCAGUCGAGCCUUUGAGCAAGUCAGCGGCACACAGAUUAAAGCGCAAGGUUGCAGAAAAGGAGACACUCCAGGCGCACCUGGCUCCAAGCUGUCCACCGACGCGGCGCAGCUCAAACAGAAGAGCCAGGGUAAAAAGAAUCUCUCAGGGACGCGUCACAGGGACAAGGAUGUCUCGCCCUGCGGCUCAAAGCACGGACACCGAAACCAGGGCGCCAGCAAAACUGAGUUCAGGCGAGACUCGGGUGGGCAAAGCGACACAGCAGCCAGCGUGGACAGUGGCACCCAGGAGAGCUGGGCUAUGAAAGGGGGCCAGGAUUUCACUCACCAGACCAAGACGGGUCCUCGGACUGUCCGUGGUACAAGACAGGAGUCAUUGGGAGAGAGUUCCAAUCCUGAGAGCGACUCCUCAGAACAAGGAGAAGAAGAAGAAGAAGGCAGUAAUGACAGCGAUGAAGGUCAAGAACCAAGAGCCCAACAUUGCAGGGAUGUGACUCCCAGUUCCACCGUGACAGAUCCGAGUCCUUCCUCUAUUGUAAAACUCGAGGCAAAUCAGAAAGCUCGGAACAAAAAACAGAGACAGGAGCUUCAUGGCUCCCAUAGUCUUUCUGGCGCAGAAGGCGAGGUCAAAGUCAGGAAGAAGAACCCCUCCAGUAGGCUGGGUUCAGUCAAAAGCCGCCACGAAGACCAGAUCAGGGCGGAUCAUAACUUCAGGAGAGCGUGCACGCCCAGAAGCAAGGAGCCUCGGUGGGGGAACCACGGCAACAGAGGCAACCGGUUCCGUCGUAGCAUGGGACUGCCCAUCUUCCCGUCCACGACUGAGAGGUUAAAGAGGGCAACACGCAAAAGCACCAUGUUGAGAGGAAGCAUCAAGCAGAGAAAUUGCUGGGCGCCUUUUACAAAGAGCGAGGAUGGCAGCAAAAGCAGAAGAGCCAAGGACCAGCCAAAAGGUCGAGCGGUUAGUCGACUCUUGGAGAGUUUUGCAGCCGACGAGGGCUUUCAGAUGGAUGGCAGCAGCUUCUCAGAGGAAGACGAGGAGGAGGAGAACAGUGAUUCAUGCACAAAGAGUCCUGAAGUUCCAAAUUGUGUCCUGACCAAAGAACUGUUAUCAGAUGGACUAAAGAUACUGGUCUCUAAGGAGGAUGAACUUUUGUACGCUGCCAGGGUGCACACUAUGGAGCUCCCAGAUAUAUUUAGUGUUACAAUUGAUGGAGAAAGAGGAAACCGAGCAAAGAUCUAUUCAUUGGACCAACUGCUGCGGGAAGCUGUCCUGGAUCUGCGCCCUGAGUCCCAGGCUAUGCUGAACGACGGAACCAGGGUGUGUGCUUACUGGAGUGAACGCUCACGAUGCUUGUACCCGGGCUAUGUUCGCAGAGGGACUUCCACUGAUGACGCCAAGCCAGGAGUAAUGGUAGAGUUUGACGACGGAGACAGAGGGAAGAUUUCUGUACCAAACAUCCGCCUCCUGCCACCAGGAUAUCAAAUUCAAUGUGGGGAGACAUUUCCUGCUGUGUCGGUAUCGAGUGGGACGGUCAAGAAAAACCCCAAUUUCAAUCAUGCCUCCAGUGACAGACUCAACACUCUCAGUUCUCUCAAAAACAACCAACCUCUGACUCUUCCAAAGAGAAGACCAGGGAGACCAAAGGGUUCUGGGAAAAAGCAAAAACAACAACAGCUGGCUGAAAGCAGCAAUAAAAAUUCUUCCCUUUUUGCGGCCUGGUCUUCAUUGACCAGCUCCAGGAAAAGAAUGACCCACAAUCUAUUUCAGCUUAAUGGGACACCCAGAAAGACCUUGAGAUUGAAGGAAGAUGACUCAUUUGCUUUGACUCAGAUCCAACCGCUUCUGUCCGCCCCAUCCAAAGGGCUUUUCAGCAGUAGCUCCUUUGAGGUGGACUCCUUUCACAGUAUUGCAAAUGGCUACUCCUCCUUCUGUACCAAGUCAAUGGGAUCAGGUCCGGAUUUAUCUGUUGCGCCUAAAAGUGGCCUCUAUGGACCGAGGCGUAGGCAAGACGAGCCGGUGAUGCCGAGGGGCAAGAAGUCCGGACAAGAAUUUUUGGUCAAGUUAGAUCAUGAAGGAGUAACGUCCCCAAAGACCAAGAACAGCAAGGCUAUGUUGCUGCGUGGUGGUUCUUCCGGCAUGAGUGCAAUGCCUAAAACAGAGGUGUACUCGCAUCCGGUCCUUUUGGUUAAAGACAAUAAAAAGGGCAGCAACUCAAGAGUAGAACUUCUCUUGAAAGGAUCCAUACCCCAAAGAAAGCCUUCAUCUUCAGUGCGUCUUGGAGAAUACGGGGGCUUCAGCUCGCGUCGAGAGUGUCAUAGCUCCUACUCUGAUAUGGAUGAGGAAGAAGAAGAGGAGGAGAGGAAAAGGACUACACUUGCAUUAGCUUCAGGUGGACUACGAACUGCUGGCCAUUUUCUCUCCCAUCUCCCGGUUUCAUCCUCCUCUUCUGGUUCGUCGAGUUCCUCUUCAUCAGGCUCAAUCUCCAGUUCGAGUCUGUGUUCCUCUGACAAUGACUCCUCCUACAGCUCAGAGGACGAGGAACGUUCUACACUGAUGCUACAGAGUUGCCUGUCAUCUCAUCGGGGGCUGCUACAACCCAGUGAACCCUCCACUUCUUCAAGGCAACAUUCAUUCGUUGCCAAAGCGUUGGCUGUUUCUAAUACCAAAGGAUCUUCAGACAGUCACAUGUCCAACGGCAAAUCCCUGAAGAGGAAAGCGUGUUCGAUCUCUAAGUCAUCUCGAGAAUAUGUGAAGAAACCUAGGAUGCUACCAGAGGGUAAUUCAUGCAUUUCAAGACCCAAGAUGUCCACAUUCCUUGCAGGACGCCAGAUGUGGAGGUGGUCUGGCAGCCCUACACAGAGACGAGGUCUAAAGGGGAAGGCCAAGAAGCUUUUCUACAAGGCCAUCACUAGAGGAAAAGAAGCCGUGAAAGUGGGAGACUGUGCCGUGUUUCUCUCAGCAGGUCGCCCUAACCUUCCCUACAUCGGUAAAAUCGAGAACUUCUGGGAAUCCUGGACCUCAAGCAUGGUGGUCAAAGUCAAAUGGUUCUACCACCCUGAAGAGACCAAGCUGGGAAAGAGGCAUCGAGAUGGCAAGCAUGCCUUGUACCAGUCAUGUCACGAGGACGAAAACGAUGUCCAGACAAUCUCUCAUAAGUGCCAGGUGGUAAGCCGGGAGGAGUAUGAGACUAUGACAUGUGAUCAGAAGCCAAACAGUACCUCUCCAGACCUGUACUACCUGGCUGGUACAUAUGACCCUACUUCUGGUCAGCUGGUCAGUGCGGAAGGGGUUUCGAUCAUGUCCUGAACCUCUGCUAUGAGGAAAACUACUGAACAAUUGCUCUUAUACCUGCAUACCUGUUGCUUCCUUACACACUGGAGACGAUUACUGGAAGAGAAGGGGAUUCCCUUACCGGUUCUUUCAGACAGAACUGGCAGAACUUUGGGUCUUCUUGUUCAUUGCAACCUUCAAUAACUCGUGUGAUUGACCCGUACACCACAGAUUCUCUCACCAAAACAAAGCUGCAUUGAACAGGGGCCAAGAACCACAAGUCUCGAUGGUCCCUGAGGACCAAUUUUUUUUAAACGGAAGCCUGAAGGAAGAGACCCGAAGCCUUGCAUUCCAGGGAAACGUGUAAAGGUAAUGUCUGUAAAUAUUUGAAAUUGUCCCAAAAAUCAAGCCAUACACUUCAGUACCUCUCACCUGUCUUCACUGUUCAGGUGUACAUUGUACAGACGGAUUAUCGUAUUGUUGUCUGAUGUCUAUAUUGUACAUAAAAGCUAUUUUAUACGGGAGUAUAUUGUAUAUACAUGAGAUGUAAUCUUUCCAUGUUUGCGAUUGAUUUUUAUUUUUAUAUGUGUAUAGAUUGUUUGAAUUGUUUUCUUUCCUUUUGCUCAUGAUUGAAGAUGUUAGCAUUGCACUGCAUAUGCCCUGCUGAGACAGAAACAAAGACACAGCACAGACAAGAGAGAAGGAUUUCGUCUAGAACAGGUCAAAACUCACUUUCUGAGAGAUGUGGAGUCAUUCUGUUAAAAAAAAAGGUCAAGUGGCUUUUUGUUAUGUUCUGUUACUAAGGAUUUUUUUUUUUCAACCUAUCGUUUUUUUUGUUAUUAGGGACCGCAAUGUCCCUUUGGGACAGAGGACCCUAUUGUAUUUUGUGUGUUUUAUUAUUAUUCCGCCGCCUCUUUGAGCUGUAAUUUGACCCCCUUAACAUGCUUCAAAACUCACCAUAUUUGACACACACAUCAGGACUGGUAAAAUUUGCCAUCGAAUCAAAAAACCAAACCCCAAAACUGCGCUCUAGCGCCCCUUAGAAAAAAACACAGACAAAACUGCUUGCAACUUCCGGUUUGAAUGUCGUAGAGACAUGAAACUAAAACCUCUAUGUAGGUCUCACUUAGACCUACAUUUCAUACAUUGACAUCCUUCAGCAAAAAUCAACAGGAAGUUGGCAAUUCCCCCUUCAAAACAAAUUUUUAGUAAAAACAGUCACUUUUGCCUCUUUGAGCUGUAAUUUGACCCCCUCAACAUGCUUCAAAACUCACCAAACUGGACACACACAAUAGGAGUGGCAAAAAUUGCGAUUUGAUAAAAAACCCAACCCUAAAACUUAAAAUUGCGCUCUAGCGCCCCCUAGGAAGAAAACACAGACACAAGUGCUCCUAGGAAGAAAACUCAGACAAAACUGCCUGUAACUUCCAGUAGGAAUGUCUUAGAGACAUGAAACAAAAACCUCUAUGUAGGUCUCUUUUAGACCUACAUUUCAUAAAUUGACAACCCCCAGCAAAAAUCAACAGGAAGUUUGCAAUUCCCCCUUCAAAACAAAGGUUUUGUAAAAACCGGUCACCUUUUUUCAAACAUUAUCUCCUCUGAGCGCGUUUGUCGUGUCGGCUUCAAACUAGCACAGGAGAGAGAUUGAACCCUUCUGAUUAAAAGUUGACCAAAGAGUUUUAAUUGCUGCUCCGGUUUGGCUUUUAUGUGCCGUCAAAGUCGGUCCCGUCCAUCGCUGCUUGCAGCUUUAAUUAGGGACCGCAAUGUCCCUUUGGGACAGAGGACCCUAUUGUAUUUUGUGUGUUUUAUUAUUAUUCCGCCGCCUCUUUGAGCUGUAAUUUGACCCCCUUAACAUGCUUCAAAACUCACCAUAUUUGACACACACAUCAGGACUGGUAAAAUUUGCCAUCGAAUCAAAAAACCAAACCCCAAAACUAAAAAUUGCGCUCUAGCGCCCCUUAGAAAAAAACACAGACAAAACUGCUUGCAACUUCCGGUAUGAAUGUCGUAGAGACAUGAAACUAAAACCUCUAUGUAGGUCUGAUUUAGACCUAGAUUUCAUACAUUGACAUCCUUCAGCAAAAAUCAACAGGAAGUUGGCAAUUCCCCCUUCAAAACAAAAUUUUAGUAAAAACAGUCACUUUUGCCUCUUUGAGCUGUAAUUUGACCCCCUCAACAUGGCAAAAAUUGCGAUUUGGUAAAAAACCCAACCCCAAAACUUAAAAUUGCGCUCUAGCGCCCCCUAGGAAGAAAACACAGACACAAGUGCUCCUAGGAAGAAAACUCCGACAAAACUGCCUGUAACUUCCAGUAGGAAUGUCUUAGAGACAUGAAACAAAAACUUCUAUGUAGGUCUCACUUAGACCUACAUUUCAUAAAUUGACAACCCCCAGCAAAAAUCAACAGGAAGUUUGCAAUUCCCCCUUCAAAACAAAGGUUUUGUAAAAACCGGUCACCUUUUUUCAAACAUUAUCUCCUCUGAGCGCGUUUGUCGUGUCGGCUUCAAACUAGCACAGGAGAGAGAUGGAACCCUUCUGAUUAAAAGUUGACCAAAGAGUUUUAAUUACUGCUCCGGUUUGGAUUUUAUGUGCCGUCAAAGUCGGUCCCGUCCAUCGCUGCUUGCAGCUUUAAUUAGGGACCGCAAUGUCCCUUUGGGACAGAGGACCCUAUUGUAUUUCGUGUGUUUUAUUAUUAUUCCGCCGCCUCUUUGAGCUGUAAUUUGACCCCCUUAACAUGCUUCAAAACUCACCAUAUUUGACACACACAUCAGGACUGGUAAAAUUUGCCAUCAAAUCAAAAAAACCAAA